This is a messenger RNA of Striga asiatica, 2094 nucleotides long. The record is from the annotation of a GenBank genome assembly. NCBI's taxonomy places the organism in Eukaryota, Viridiplantae, Streptophyta, Magnoliopsida, Lamiales, Orobanchaceae.
AUGAAGCCGCUGCACCUGCUUAACAAAACUACCCUAUCCGAGCUCACCGCCCACCACUGCCAAGCCAUCAAACUCUCCCUCACUGCCGACACCUACGCCUCCAACAACCUCAUCAGCCGCUACUCCAAAUGCCGCGACCUCACAUCCGCCCUCAAACUGUUCGACGAUAUGCCCCAUCGCGACAUCGUCUCCUGGAACACCAUCAUCGCCGCUUAUGUCAGCUCCAGCGACUUUCCCCGUGCCUGGGAAACCCUCAAUUCCAUGAGAAAGCAAGAACUCUCGCCAGACGGCCACACCUUCGCCAGCACGCUCAAGGGGGUCGCCGCCAGGUCCUGCCUCAUCUGUUGCCGGCAGAUCCACUCAGAUAUAAUAAAGAAAGGCUAUUGCAGCAAUGUAUACGCUGCGAGUGCUUUACUGGACGUGUAUGCAAAGUGCGGCAGGGUCGAGGAUGCAGAUCUGGUGUUCAGGAGCUUACCGACCCCGAACAGAAUCUCUUGGAAUGCUCUGAUCUCGGGGUAUGUAGAGGCCGGGAAUCUCGUUCGUUGUCUCGAGCUUCUCUCGUUCAUGGAGAUUGAGGACGUGGGGCCGGAUGAUGCGACAUUUGCGCCGAUUUUGACCUUGCUUCGUGAUGUCCGUUUUUACGGCCUGGUGAGGCAGCUUCACGGGAAGAUUACAAAACGUGGUCUCGAGCUCGAGAAUACCGUGCUGAAUGCCUUGAUCACUGCAUAUGCAGAGUCUGGAUGUGUUGAUGAUGCAAAGAGAGUGUUUGAUGGUUCGGAUGGGUAUCGGGAUUUGGUGACGUGGAAUGCCAUGCUGGCAGCCUAUUUGGAGGGCGGAAGCUCGGACGGGAGUGGGUUCGGUGUUUUCUUGGAGAUGGUGAGAUUGGGGUUGAAGAUGGACGCUUAUACAUAUUCCAGCAUGAUAAGCGCUUGCUCGGGAGAUUUACAGUUGGGGCUCGGGAAAUCCUUGCACUGUUCGGUGAUCAAGUUCGGUUUAGAUCGGUUAGUACAAAUUUCCAACGUGUUGAUUUCAAUGUACUUGAAGUGUAAUAAUGGCCAAGCCGUGGAGGAUGCACUGAAGGUGUUCGAGAAAAUGCACACAAAAGAUGUUGUGUCAUGGAAUACGAUUUUAACCGGGCUGUCGCAAAAGGGACUAAGCGAAACAUGCAUGAAGGUUUUCCAAAAGAUGCACGUCGAUUACAUGGCGAUAGAACAAUACGCAUUUGCAGCUGUCUUGAGGUCAUGCUCGGAUUUAGCCACUCUCCUAUUCGGCCAGCAGGUUCACGUUCUCGUGAUAAAAUCGGGCCUCGAGAGGAACGAAUACGUCGCGAGUGCUUUGAUAUUCAUGUACUCGAAAUGCGGGAUUCUCGAAGACUGCUCGAAAUCCUUCGAGACGUCACGCAUGGAAACCUCCGUGACUUGGAACUCGAUUAUUUUCGCUUACGCGCAGCAUGGGCAAGGCAGAGUCGCGCUCGACUUUUUUUACCUAAUGGUUGAGAGGAAAGUGAGAGUCGACCAUAUCACAUUUGUUGCUGCUCUCACUGCAUGUAGCCACGUGGGUUUAGUAGAUGAAGGUCUUGAAAUCCUAAAAUCCAUGGAAAGGGAUUAUAAAAUCCCGGCCCAAAUAGAAAAUUACGCGUGUGCAGUUGACUUGCUUGGGCGGGCGGGUCGACUCAUGGAAGCAGAGGAACUUGUUCGUGAAAUGGCUUUCGAGGCCGAUUGUGUGAUGGUGUGGAAAACAUUACUUGGGGCUUGUAGGGCGUGUGGCGACAUACGAUUGGCUACCAAGAUUGGUGGUCGGCUGCUUGAAAUGGAUCCGGGAGAUCACUGUACGUAUAUUCUGUUGUCAGAUAUGUAUGGAAAUCUGAGAAGGUGGGAUGAGAAAGCGAGCGUGAAGAGGCUGAUGAGAGAGAAGGGAGUGAAGAAGGUGCCCGGUUGGAGUUGGAUCGAGUUAGGGCACAGUGUUCAUGCUUUUAAUGCGAGUGACCAUUCGCACCCGGAAUGCCGCCAAGUGUACUGGACGUUGCAAGAAUUAACCGGAUUUUGUGAAGAUAGUUUGAUCCUUGAUGGAGUUACUCUUGAUGAUAUGUGUUGA